AUGGAGCACCCAUUUUUUCCGACGACCACCACAAGGGCAGAGGCGUUGCGGUGGCUGACGAUCGCGGAGAAGCUUCUUUCGAAGCGUGACCUGAUGGGGAGUAAGUCGUUUGCAACCCGGGCGCGUGACUCUGACCCGACCCUAUUACCCGCCGACCAGAUUCUAGCUGUGGCUGACACGCUCCUCUCCGGAGACCGGCAGAUCGGGAACAACCUGCAGGACUGGUAUUCGAUUCUUCAGGUCUCGCCUCAGCAGGGCAGUGACCAGGAGCUCGUCGCGGCGCAGUACCGCCGCCUGGCUCUCCUCCUAAACCCGCAUAAGAAUAAGUUCGCAUUUGCUGACCAGGCCUUCCGCCUCGUGCUGGAAGCCUGGACUGUGCUUUCUCAUCCUUCGAAGAAAGCUUUGUACGACAAGGAGCUAGCUUUCUAUAUGCAGCCGCAGCCCGACCCGUUUAAUCCUUUGUCUGUGCCCCGGGAACAUCUGAGCAUCCCUACAUUGCAGCAAAACUUCAUUUUCUUAGGGGGUAAUAGUGUUGGUAGUGUGAAUGAUCCCUCUCAUGCUUCUCAACCACAUGUUCAUGGUGGCAGCAGCAGCAGCAGUGCUGCGACUCGUUUCCAUCAAGUGCAGGUACAUGCGCAACCGGUCGAACCCGUAGCUUCUGGGGGAAUUCGAGAACAAGCAAGUAUGUAUCCACCGCAGAAUUUCAUGAAUUUUACUUCAGAUGCUAAUAUAGCUUUUGAGUCUGGUUCAGUGUCGACUCAAGAACCCUUGAAUAAGCAGCGACGGCAAAACUACCCUGCUUUCACUGGUAAUGUCCAGUCUGUUUCUGGGUCAAAUCUUAAUGUGCAUGCCAAUGAGAAUGUGCAAGAUGCGAGAGAAGAUGAACAAGAGGUGGAGAGAAUGGUUACACAGGAGGAGGUGGUGAAGGAGAGAGUGGAUGUACCGUCAAAUGACAGUGGCUCUACUUUCUGGACUUCGUGUCCUUAUUGCUAUCACAUGUAUGAGUAUCCUGGGGUGUAUGCGGAGUGUACCCUCCUCUGUCAGAAUUGUAAAAGGGCCUUUCAGGGUGUUGUGAUUCCAUCACCACCGCCAAUUGUGAAUGGGCAAGAGGGUUACUUCUAUUGCUGGGGAUCUUUUCCGUUGGGUGUUUCAAUGGAAAAUAUGGAGAAAAAUAGGAAUCUGGCUUCAAUUUGGACCCCAUUUUCGCCUAUGUUUACUUGCCCUAAAAUGCUGAAUGAGAAUGAUGUGGACAAAAAGGGUAAACGGAAGGCUUCGGCUCCUAGGGUAUAUGUUGAAGAUGAUGAGGUUUUUGUGGAACUUUCAGACUCAAGUGAAUCCGAUGUUGAUUGGCUGCAUGAUAGAUCGAAAAAGAAGAAUAAAGUGAUGAAUGCGCAAGGAAAGAGUGCCAGUGAGACGCCCAAGAAAGGGAUGAAUGUAAAUAACGAGAUUGCACAAGUUAAAGCAAAAAAUGCGAAUGCAGAAGAUAAACUUUUAUCCCCUCAAAGAAGUGAGACGCCGAAUAAGUCAGUGGGUGAGUCCAGUAAGAAAGGAGGAGCUGCAGCUAAUGCUCGGAAGCGACCUGGGGCGGUUGCGAAGAAUUUUGAGAAGUUGGAUUUGAAUGUGGAGUUUAGCAAUGAAGUCGAGGAGACUGCACCAAGCAUGAACCAGGAAAAUGGACCAGGACGCGGGGAGGAUGAUAACAUUGAAGGGAUUGGGUUUUUUGAGGGUCUUGAUGAAUUCCUAAACAGUCUUCCAAUUCUUAAUGUUGUAGGUGACGACAAGGUUGUCAAAGCUGCUUAA
Messenger RNA from Fraxinus pennsylvanica, 1800 nucleotides. The record is from the annotation of a GenBank genome assembly. Lineage: Eukaryota; Viridiplantae; Streptophyta; Magnoliopsida; Lamiales; Oleaceae.